Messenger RNA from Bursaphelenchus xylophilus (pine wood nematode), 2903 nucleotides. The record is from the annotation of a GenBank genome assembly. NCBI's taxonomy places the organism in Eukaryota, Metazoa, Nematoda, Chromadorea, Rhabditida, Aphelenchoididae.
AUGGAAAAAGAGCCAAAAAAUGAGGAAAAUGAGGAAUUAUUUACCGAAAAAGAAGGCGAAAUUGUUGAAAAAGGGGCGACAGAGUUGAGUUCUGAUGCUGUUUUGAGCUCAUAUGGUAAGAAAAUGCACUGAAUCUUGUUGUGCUACCAUAAAUGCGUGUUAUAUAUAUUUAAUUUUUGAAUAAUUUUUCUUCUUCUUCGACUUAUUGUUAAUCAUCAUGGAUAAUAUAAAUUUAGGUGACAGAAACCCAUAUCAGCUAUGGGUAUUCUUUGCCAUGGCAAUGUGUUGGUGUUAUAUCGCGCCUGCAGGGCUUUUGGGACCGUUUGCCAUCGGUGACAUGUGCAUUAAUGCAACUACGUGUAAUAUUACAGUAGGAAGUGUGAUAGAGGAAGUAAGUCGAAUUUGGGUUGAUAAUUGUGGAUAAUUUAGCCAAUUGUGACGUUAAUCGAUAGCGGAGGUCUUACGACGUGUUAUGGUAAAAGACUCAGAAAAUAAUUUUGAUUUUUUUUUGGAAAAAUUGAAGUUUAGUUUACAUACUUCUUUGUGAUCAACAUAGUGUGAUUUAGAACCAAUUUUCUAAUUUUAAGAUGCUGAUUUUCACCCUGGUUUAUUUUCCAGAUUCUAAAAUUGAUCUCAGAGAUUCCAUUGGUGAAUAAAUCAAAAUUUUCAAUCAUGCCCUCAGGGCAAAAUUCACAUUUUUUCGAAAAAGUCAUCAAAAUUUUCGAAUUUUUGCCAUUUUUCAUUUUUCCGGUAUUUUGACCCAAUGUAUAGCUCAAAAUGAAUCGAAAUUACAAGUAGUAAGUGUCUGCAGCCUCCUAAUCUACGGAUAAGAUAGAAAUCAAGCAGUCUUUUCGUUAAUUUUAACCAAAUUUUAGUUCAAUCUUGUUGGUGACAACGCUUAUGCGGCUGAAAUGGCGAUGACCAUCCCUUCGCUAGGAAACAUGAUUGGAUCUACCAUUCUUUCGCAUGUUUCCGAUGUGUAAGACAAAUUUUUUAUUUUUCAUCAGCUUUAGUGCCUUUUGGAAGUUACAAAGCACCCUAAAUUUGUUGCAGAAAGGGCCGAAGACCAGUUCUAUUGAUUUGCAUUGUUGGAUUUGGGAUUUUCGAUUUGUUCUCAGCAUUCUCUCCGAAUAUUUAUGUUCUCUCUUUCUUGUGGAUGAUGCGAGGAGUCUUCUCGUCGGUAAUUUUAUGUUUAGUUGUGUUUUUUUGGGGAAUGAUAUUAUUCUAGACCAUUAUAUGAGGUAAGUGUUUAAAGUAAUAUAUUGUUGGCAUUAAAUCUAAACAGUGAUCUAUUGGUUGUCCUAGGUGGACAUCAAAAUGUUAUUUGAAUAUGAUUUUUUUCAAAAAUUGAGCCUUCUUUUUAUUCUUACACGUUUUUUGAGUUUUUUGGUCGAAUGAUUUUAAAGGGUUCUUAAUGCCUCUAGGGCAGGAAUUUGGAAAAAUUUGAAAAGCGAUUUGAAUACCACUUUCUUAUGCUAUAAAGUGGUAUACAUUUCAACUUUUAUCUCCCAAGAAAAGCGCAUUAAUUUUGCCUUACUUUAGCCGGAUCCCUAGUAUAAUAUAAUCCUUCCAUUUCCAGGGUCUCGGAACGAUAAAUUGGGUUCUGGCCUACGAAUCCGCCUCCAUGGGGCUUCGACCUCUUUUCUCUUUGAUUUUUGGUAUAACCUGGGUUGUUGGUUAUGUUGCCGUGCCCCCUUUAUGCUACUACAUCCGUUAUUGGAGACAUCAGCUUCUUUUCACGGCAAUUCCCCCAUUAUCAUCUGCUGCUGUGUAUUAUUUUACGGUCCCAGAGAGCUUCCAUUUGUGUGUUGUGAAAGGUCGAACAGCCGAAGUUAAACGAUGGUAUCAACGGAUGAAUACUUUUUCGAGAUUCAAAAGAGAAACGGGGGAAGUUCAGAAGCUAAUAGAACAACAUCAAGAGCAUAAAGUGAAGGGAAAUGAAGCUGAAGUGGUUACUAAAGGCUUGAUUAGUGGAAUUAUGCAUAACCGACUGAUUCAACUGUAUAUUGUGGUCUUUGCCUACACUUGGUAUGUUGUUAAAAAAAGAUGAUAAAAAUGAUUUUGCAGGGCAACCGACUCCUUUGUCUACAGUGGCCUCCACAUCAUCUCCACUUCUUUGGCGGGCAAUAAGUACUGGAAUUUUGCGCUAGGCGGUCUGAUCGAGAUCCCUUCGUAUCUCGUGUGCCCUUAUCUGUUGGAGACUGUAGGGCGGCGCGCAUUUGGCGCCUCAACUCAUCUGUUGACCUUUAUUGCUUUCAUGGCCACGGUUUUUAUCGACAACGCAAUGGCCUCGUUUGUGUGCUGGCUGAUUGGGAAGUUCGCAAUAUCCUGCGCGUUCACUGCAAUUUUUGUUUACGCAUCUGAAGUCUUCCCGACGAUCUAUCGAAGCGGAUGCUUGGGGAUUUGCAUGUUUAUCAGCUGUUUUGGAGGGAUCGCGGCGGGAGCGGUGAGAUCUAUGGUAAGAAAAGUCUGUUUUGGGUGAAAAAUUACUUCAAAAUUUUGUAAAAAAAAUUUUGUAUAAGUCGCGUAUCAAUUUACAAAAAUUCUCUUUUUGACAAGAGAUCAUGGAAAAUAAGCAGAGACGGUCAGAGAAAAAAAAAAUUUUGUACGGUUUUCCCUUUGUACAACAAACAUCCAUACAAAAACCUAUCUUUAACGGGCAAUUUACAAAUUUUCAUGAGCCCUUAAGCAUUUCAAAACACCUAUGUCGUUCCGCAAACUGUAUUGAGAUUAUAAUUUAGAAUGCGAUUUCUCCCCAUCUUCCAAAUGUAAUCUUCGCGUUGGCGUCGUUACUCGCCGCUGCGUUGACAAUGCUACUGCCAGAGACAAAAGGAAAGGAAUUGCCAGACAAUACUGAAGAAAUGGAGAGAUUCUUCGGGCGGAAGAAGUGCGUCAAGAAAUAG